Dentiscutata erythropus is the source of this 198-nucleotide messenger RNA. Lineage: Eukaryota; Fungi; Glomeromycota; Glomeromycetes; Diversisporales; Gigasporaceae. The record is from the annotation of a GenBank genome assembly.
UCACCACCAAUUUGUUUGGUAGUGACUGUGGGUCGAGCAACGAUGCCAUCCCAAUACUUGCAAGAUUUUAGCCUUGUUCAUAAAAAAGGAAAGGAAAAUUAUAUAAAUAAAAAUACUAACGAACAAGUACCACAAACGAAAACGAAAGGUCAUGCUUACCCGAGUUUCGAGAAGCCGGAUACCUAUCUGGAAAUGAAG